UGUUUGUCCGUGCGUCACGGUUCGAUGCCGUCCGCAUGCUCCGAUUCCGCUGCUCCGAUGCCGCUGCUCCGGUGCCGCUUCUCCGGUGCCGCUGUGGCCAGUCCUACAACGACCAAAAAAUGACCCGCUCCGCUUCGUACACGCUCUCGUUGUUGUCCUCCCCAGUCGUUUCCUCGCUUUCUCCCUUGUUGCACUUAGGGUUCUUGGUCUGA
This is a messenger RNA of Ectocarpus sp. CCAP 1310/34, 212 nucleotides long. NCBI's taxonomy places the organism in Eukaryota, Phaeophyceae, Ectocarpales, Ectocarpaceae. The record is from the annotation of a GenBank genome assembly.